Messenger RNA from Triplophysa dalaica, 9433 nucleotides. RefSeq names its product HIVEP zinc finger 2a (gene hivep2a). NCBI's taxonomy places the organism in Eukaryota, Metazoa, Chordata, Actinopteri, Cypriniformes, Nemacheilidae. The record is from RefSeq and is a predicted model, not a curated record. Gene Ontology annotation, biological process: regulation of transcription by RNA polymerase II. The transcript has 10 exons. Gene Ontology annotation, cellular component: nucleus. Bases 999 to 7862 code for a protein of 2287 amino acids. Gene Ontology annotation, molecular function: DNA-binding transcription factor activity, RNA polymerase II-specific; RNA polymerase II cis-regulatory region sequence-specific DNA binding.
ACUACGGGACGCGCGCUGGGGGAUCCGAUGACGUCACGAUCACGUUGACAAACGCGCACGCAAACGCCAGCCACUUCUUCCUCUCCUCCUCACUCAUGCGCUCACGCUGCGUUUCUAUUCUGGGAAGCGGCGCUAGGAAUAACCCUGUCUGUCCCCCUCCCGCCGGUCGCGAAGCCCCAGCCGAAGCGGACUUACUCACUUUCAUCUCUUCCUGAAGCAAAGGCGCGUAGCAUUCGACUCUUACAUCUGGCUUUUGCACGUGUUUUUCGCGAGUUGUUGUUAACAUAAUUCACAAUUCGAAUUAAUGUUACGCUUUGUAUCCGGUCUGAGCAGGAAGCGAUACUGGCGUUUACAUAAGGAGGUUGACAUUCGUUUGGAAUGUUGUGGACGUUCUGCGGAUUUGAACCGUUUUUUUGAUUGCAGAUGGUGAAGAUUGCGUAAUAUCCUGAGGAAUUUGGCUGGUGCGAGAAAACGAAAUAUAGCGAAACGUGGAAAGCGGUGUGUGAGGAGGGUGUGUACCUGGAUUAAAUUACCAUUCCCAGGACUGUCAUACGAAGAAUCUUAGGUGAGCGGUCCGCAUAAUCUCUGCACCCUGGCCAGGAUAUCCUUUCUGUCACCACAUUGCCCAGCCGUUGCCCUCCUAACCCAUCUGACCAUAGAGGUACCAGCUUGAAAAAAAAACCUGAGAUCACGAACCUGCCUGGGCGGCAUUCUCUCGAGGUGAACCUUCCGGUACUGAAGAAUCACUGGACAUCAAACAGAAGAUACAUUUGAACAAAAUAAGAAAGUGAAUGGACUGCAGUAUGCUGAACUAAUAAGUGAUGGAUAUAUAAUGGCCUGAUUCACAGAAGGACAUAUUUUAAUGCAAGAGCAACACUUUUGCAAAAUGGAAGUGGACGGACCUUUUAUUUAGGAGUCACUCAUCUGGCAUGACAGCCUACAUGAAUACAAUUUAGCAAAACACCACCUUAAGCAAUCCCAUUCAAGUACUUAAAAAAAUGGAGCCACGUGAAACUGUCGUUGGCCAAAAGUGCACCAAGGAUCAACGGGAAAAGAACCCCUUACAAAGAAAAUGGGCAUCUGAGCCUUCCGCUGGAACAAAAAGGAGUACUUUUGCAGAUCCAGAUGUUAAAAGACAUUCACAUCGGGAGCAAAGUCUUACUAGUGGGUCAAGCCUUGCCAGCUCAACUCAAAAGUUUAGCUCUGGAAAGCUACUGUCAUCUGCAGUGAAACAGUCAUCGCAAGAAAAUCAGUUUCAACAGGUCUUCCCUCUGCCUUACCCUUACCAGAUGCCACAUUCAUACCCACAGGAGCCUUUCCUGGGCGGUACAAAGCCACAACCCGUGUUAGAGGCUCAUGGGUGGCCCUUCUCUGGUCAACUACAAUCUCUGCCACCAGAUGAUAUGUUUUCUGUUCACUCCCAUUCACAUGGAGUCUAUCCUCGUCAGAAGUCCCCAUGUGCUUUUGGCCAGUUUUCCCAAUCGGGAACUGAGCAGCCAGAUGAAAUUCAUAAGAAGGAGCAAAAACCAAAGAAGCCAGGAAAAUACAUAUGUCACUACUGUGGAAGGGCAUGUGCUAAACCCAGUGUGCUUAAAAAACACAUCCGGUCUCACACAGGGGAGCGUCCCUAUCCUUGUGUUCCAUGUGGCUUCUCAUUCAAAACCAAGAGCAAUCUGUAUAAACAUAGAAAAUCUCAUGCCCAUGCCAUCAAAGCAGGACUUGUUCCAUUCUCAGAGCUAGCGACUCGAACAGAUACCGAUCAAGCGUCUUCUGUUGGAGAAGCAGAGGCACAUUCUGAUGGUGAACAAAGCACUGACACUGAUGAAGAAACUGCAGAAGGUACAAUAUUUCAUGAAAACCGUAGCCCACAAAUAUCCUUAGAGUCUGAUAAAAGCCCAAUGGAAAGGGGGCCAGCAUAUGCCGAUCCAGCAGAGGAACUGUCAGUGGCAUCUAUGAAAGUGCCUAUACUAAUUGUUCCAAAACAAGGGGUACCCUUAACCGCCAUUGAGUGUCCGCAGUUCACAGAUAUUAAAGGAUCACUUAUUGCCGGACAGAUGUGCAGAGUAGAUGAGUCUCAUACUGUCAAACAAAAACUUGCCUUAAGACUCACUGAGAAAAAGGACCAGGAUUCAGAGCCGUCUCAAAAUCUCCUGAGCCCACACAGCAAAGGCAGCACUGAUUCUGGUUAUUUUUCCCGUUCAGAAAGUGCUGAACAGCAGAUCAGUCCACCUAACACCAAUGCAAAGUCAUAUGAGGAAAUAAUGUUUGGAAGAACUUGGCCCCACAAAACCAACUCUAGACAAUCUAGACAAUCAGUCACAGUUGGGAUGGCAGCUAUUGCCUGUCACGACACUAAAAUCAAUAUCAACAAGUCUAGUGCCAUGCUGGAGUCGGCCAUGGAAAAGAUAUCAGAGGGUCAUGUAUUUUAUCGAAGCGAUUUUUUGGAAUCGCAAUUAGUUUCAGGUUGUGACCCAAAACAGUAUCAUCCCGGCUCUUGCCAAACAAAUCCAGGUCUUUUAGAAGCCCCCUCUGAAUCAGGGACACUUAUUAGGAGUAACUCAAUGCCAACACCUUCCCCUACAAACCUCAAUGUCCCACCAAGUCUGCGAGGGAGUCACUCGUUUGAUGAGAUGAUGACUCAAGAUGAUGUUUUUUACACUGCUGGUCUGAAGAGGUUAAGGAGACAGGCUGCUUUUGAACACUCAGUCCAAGAAGGGCAUGGAGAAUCAGAGAACUACGGAAAGAUCCCAGGUACAAGAAUGGGAGAAAGGGGACAUUAUUUGCCAGAAUUCAAAGGCUCCGGGUCAGAACUUGCUUGUCCAGAGGUGCGCACAACAUACGGCUCAUAUGGUACAAAGGUGGGAAUGACAGAGCCUACCACGAGAAAACGGCGAAUGAAAAAGAGUGUAGGUGAAGAGGAAGAUUGUCUCGGACAGGAUGAUGGUAGUCGGAGUGGCUCUGUUGAAAUGACCGGGGACUAUGAUUUGAGACAAGGAAGUCAAGAUUCUUCAAAAACUGCUUCUGCCAGUAAGGGCACUAUGUUUAGAGCUCAUAGCCCGUCAGACAGUUUUGACAGAGGCCACUGUAUGACUCCAGAGGAUGUGGUACUUGUUCAUGAUUCAGACACAAAGACUGCUGGUAAUGUUAUAUCUGUCAUUCAACAUACAAAUUCCCUUAGUAGGCCAAAUUCAUUUGAAAAGACUGAAUCAAUUGAACAUCCAUUUUAUCAGCCAGAUAAACCUGCCAGCCAUCUUUCUGAGCAAUCGGACACAGAAAACAUCGAAGAUAUGCACAGCACCGAUUCUCAUCAUAGAUCUGCAAGCAUGGAUCAUCAACAGCAGGGUGACAAUGAACAUGGAUCUUUGUCUUCUAACCAAUUGUAUCAUAUCCCGCAUAAACUUGUACGACAGCCCAACAUUCAAGUGCCUGAAAUUAGAGUUACAGAAGAGCCUGACAAACCGGAUAAAGAACCUGAGGUACAAGUGAAAGAACCAGAGAAACACGUUGAAGAAUUUCAGUGGCCACAAAGAAGUGAAACUCUUUCCCAGCUUCCGGCCGAAAAACUGCCCCCAAAGAAGAAGCGGCUGCGUCUUGCAGAUAUGGAGCACUCUUCAGGGGAGUCAAGCUUUGAGUCCACUUGCACUAGUCUUUCAAGAAGCCCUAGUCAAGAGAGCAAUUUAUCUCACAGCUCAAGCUUUUCUAUGUCAUUUGAUAGAGAGGAAGGCAUAAAACCAGUGUCUCCAACUAAGCAAGAAGAAUUCGGUCGGCAGUCUGAGUUCUUAACUGUUCCAGGCAGUGGCCAUUCUCUGUCCAUACCAGGCCAUCAUCAAAGAGAGAUGAGACGCUCUUCAUCAGAACAAGCACCCUGUGCUUUGCCCACUGAAGUACCAGAAAUUCGCAGUAAAUCUUUUGAUUAUGGCAGUCUAUCAUCUGGUUCCAGGCAAGGAGAAGUAUAUUCAAGUGCUUCAGGCAUGAAGGAGCGUAGACGUGGUUACCUCGUUCGACAGGCAUCCCUAAGUGUCUAUCCUGAAGUAGUGGUUCAAGAGCCAAACUCAGAAUUAAACAUCAAACAAGAGCAUUCUGAUCAUGUUCCUCAAGCUGCCUUGAUUGGUACAUCCUACUGCUCAAGCGGUGACUUAGCAAAAUCCAGAAGGGGUACACAGUCAGCUUAUGGAUCACGUCAUUUGCUGCAACAGAGCAUCAGUGAGGACAGCCAAUCAGAAGAUCAUUUCCAGAAUGCUCCCCGUUUGCCUGCGCAACUUUCAACUGAUAGUGAGCAUUCGGUGCAUGAGCAUAUGAGUCAAGACGUCAUACAGCACUCUACGCUCCAGAACAACUUGGCAUCCUCACCCUUCUUGCCAUUUCAGUUCUGGCAUCCUGAAUCAACACAAAGACACAAGCAUCAUCUGGCUUUUCAGACACAUCAGUUGCAGAAACUACAUAUCAAACAGCCCAUGUUGCAAAAACCACACCAAUCAACUCAUCAGGUGCAAGCAGACUCAAAAAUUGAUGGUGCUAACUAUCCAUAUCCUUCAAGAGCCUCCCCAAAGCAGCUUGGGGUUUUGUCAUCUAAAGUACUUACUACAAGCUACCUACAGCAAGUUCAACCUAUCUUUGCUACUCAAAAUGUAGGAUCACAGUCAUCACUCCCUGGAAUGCAGGUCCCAGUAAGGCUCCACACCAAUGUGCCAUCUUACGGUACUGUUAUGUACACAAGUGUUUCACAAAUCCUUGUCACUCAUGCUCAGAGUACAACUUCAGUCAGAGUUUUAUGCUCGGACCAUGUGUCUUCUGCUUCCCACAUGGGCACUGCAUCAAAGCAACAUGUAGGGAUUAAUUUAUCCAAAAUAUUGGGACAUUCAGAAGGAUCCUUACAUUUUCCCCAAUGGAAAGUUCCUGAAUAUUUACCUGGAACUAUUAACACAGGGAUCCCCCUGUCUUUGACGUCUGGAACUAUCUCUACCACAGAUGCAUCCUCUAGUAUCGGGGGAAGCAAGAGAAUGUUGUCACCAUCCAGCAGUCUUGAGCUCUUUAUUGAAACCAAACAACAGAAACGGGUCAAGGAAGAAAAGAUGUAUGGCCAGAUUGUGAAGGAGCUCAGUGCAGUUGAGCUGAGCAACUCCAGUGAUAUUGAUAAAUCCCCCAAAGCAGAGUUCUUAAACCGAGAUGACUCUGUAGACGAACAAGAGAGGAUGUCCUCAUCUCCACCCACUGAGUUUGUACCUUCUAAAUACAUUGGGUACCAAUCUGCACCUCAUUUACCUGACAUCCCACCAAAAGAUAACUUCAUCCCACCCUUGCAAAUUAUAACAAAUGUAGCCAAAAGAGCAGAUUCCCCAGAAGAGCUUGAGGUAGAUGAGUCUACUCCAGAUGCAAGCACAAGCCCACAGUCGGUGAUCUCCUCAAGUGAUACUCAGGAAGAAUCUAAGCAGACCAUUGGAAAUAAGUUCCCAGUGAACAUGCUAGUCCAACUAGCUGCUAAUCAGGGUGGUGGAGUUGUUGGAAGCACGCUCAUGCUCACUGACCUGGCAGAUGUUCAUCAGUUUUUUCAGUUCCCAAGUCUUCGCACACCAACCAGUGUCAGUUGGUGCUAUCUAAAUUAUACCAAGCCGAAUUAUGCACAGACAACACCUCUGACCUCUGUGUAUGGUUCGUGGUGUGUCAGCUCUUACAACCCCAACCCGCUCAAUCUCAGCACUAAAGCCACCCUGGCACUUCUACGCUCCAAGCAGAGGAAGAACACGGAGAUGUACACAAUGGCUGCUAUGUAUCAACCUGGCACCGGAAAACUUGUUUCAUCCCUACGUUGGAAACAGAAGUUUGAGCAGAUAAAGCCAGAGCUCAUACAGUUAGAUGUUGGAAAGUUUGGGAAGAAAAUGAAGGGAGUUUGCUCAAGAGACAGGGCAAAAGAGGAACAUGGAGAGAAAGAAGUGCCUUCGAAACAGCUUGAACCCACUAGAAUCAAGAUCUUUGAAGGAGGGUACAAAUCCAAUGAGGACUAUGUUUAUGUGCGCGGCCGAGGCCGGGGAAAGUACAUCUGUGAAGAGUGCGGGAUCCGCUGCAAAAAACCAAGCAUGCUGAAGAAACAUAUUCGCACACACACAGAUGUAAGGCCGUACGUCUGCAAGUUCUGCAACUUCGCAUUUAAAACAAAAGGAAACCUUACAAAACACAUGAAGUCAAAAGCUCACAUGAAAAAGUGCUUAGAGCUUGGAGUGUCUGUGUCAUCGGUGGAUGAGGCCGAGGUUGAAGAACCAGACACCACUGAGGAGGUCCCAAGAACAUCUGAAAAGAUGACCGAGCACCAGUUCUCUGACGCCGAUGAAUCCGAGGGAGCUGAGGAGGACGGUGAUGAAGUUGAUGAAGAUGAGGAUGAUGACGACGAGUACGAUGGCGAUUCGACACCAAAGACACGGUCUCGAAGCACUAGCCCACAGCCAUGUACUAUCCCGUCUCUCUCCAUCACCGCCAUGGCUGCUUCACAAGAAUCCAAUGCCUCCAAGCAGCCUCUUUUCACUUACUUCACAAGUCUGCCCAGUAUUCAGAUCACCCAACUCAUGGCACCCAGCGAGAAAGCUGGGGAGGCCCAAAUGGCAGAAUACCAGAAGCUCCUUCAAGGCGCUCUGGGUGAAGAUCACAAAAACAGACUGGACGUGCCUAGUUCCAUGGAUGAGGACUUUGCUCUGUCUCCAGAACACAGCUCAUCCUCUUUUGAAUUCUCCCCCUCCCGCCUGUCUUCACCAGGCUGUGAUUCCUCCCCCCUCCGGGAAAGUUCACCUUCUUCCAGGAGGUACCUGUCUCCACGAAGGGACUCUCCACGCGGCCAUUUGUCACCAAGGCGAGAGGCAUCUCCACUUAGGCAUAUCUCCCCUAAGCGGGAUGUAUAUAGAAGAGAUCUGUCACCCAGGAGGGACCUUUCUCCUAGAGGGCAUCUCUCCCCCAUCUCACAGACGGGACGGCCAACAUCCCCAGGAAGGGAUCUCUCGGGAAGGCUCUCUCCCAGAAGCCGUCACAGGUGCAUGUUCAGACCUGUGUCCCCCAGGAGGGGUCUUCAUUAUCCAACUGGUUCAUGGGCACCCAGCCCCAGUCCACAUGCAGAGAUGAUAUCAUUAAGCCAGAAGACCAAGAGCAAUCCAGAAAUGGACCAGAGGGCUCGCAACACAGACGCCCCGAGCGUCAACCAGGGAUUAUUUAGCCACCUUCCGCUGCACUCCCAGCAACAAAUCCGCACGCCGUUCUCCAUGAUACCCAUCGGCGGGAUCCAGAUGGUCCACUCUGUGCCCAUUUCUGUCACGGGCAAUGCUCAUCCCGCCCGCCUUCCCCUCCAGAAAAGCACAUCGGAAGAAUCCACCACCAGCGAGGUGUCCUUCCACCUUCCCCAGGGGAGAGGAGCCGGCUGCAGAGGCCCAGAUAACCAACCCCAAGAAAAGUCUGUGCCCCCCAAAGCUCCGUCGCCUUGCCCUCAGAAGUCAAGGGGGGACAGCACGGACACGUCCGAUAAGGAAGGCAGGCAAGAAGAGUGCAUCCAAACGUGCACUAAGGCGAUCGCCUCUCUGUGCAUCGCCUCUGAGGAAACUCCUGACAAAUUGUCAGCUCCCAUCGAUCCGUUCCAUCAGCACGCAUUAUCUCACUCACCCGAGGCUCAGCCAGACAGUCCGCCGACUAGAAAGCAGCAGCAUAGCGGCUCGGAGAUCAGUCACCCCCAACACUCCAGAUCAGAGAACAGUAUGUCUACCACAUCACAGAAUCCCGCAGCAGGCCAUUCCACUCUCUACAAUACAGAAGCGGCAGAAAGAGCGUCCGGCCGCGGAGAGAGGCCAGUGACCAUAAAGAAAGGCAAAGACUCUAUGAACAACAGGUGAAUGCGGUCGAAGAGAGAGAGUGACGAAUUACGCACGUUUUGAACUGAUUGGAUAUUCGGUGGAUUCGAUGUACAUGUAUAGCAUGCCUUUUAUAACACGGUUUGCUAUCUCAACUAUAAUAACUUUCUUAUUUAAAGUUUUAAAGAAUAUACAUAUAUGUUAACUUAUAUAUGAGCCUGACCAAAAUUGCUUAUGGACUUUGUCUGGUACUUUGAAAUGUACAGAUGUGCGUGCCUUUUCUUUACUUUUAGCUUAUAUUCUUAUAAGCAUUCAACGGGGAGGAUGUGUAAAUAUAUCACGUUUUGUGUAUUGGCUUUGUAAGAAAUGCGAUUGACCGUCUUUUUUUUGGACACUCGAGUCUGAACGAUGUGAAGUAUCAAUACAUGUACGGUUGCACUAAAACAUAUUUUUAUAUGAGUGAAAUGAAAUGGCUUUUGUGUACAGCAGCGAUUCUAUAAUACUAUUUAUUGUAUCAUGUUUCAUAAAUUGUACAUUUUUCUUAAUGUCGUGGAUGCCUUUUCUAUGUAAAGCAUGGGUUUUGCUAUUGCAUAAUUAGAGCAAAAAUUAUGUACAUGUAAUAUGGCUUUAUAUAUAUAUAUAUAUAUAUUAGAAGUAUGUGUGCAUAUACUUCUCUCGCUUUACCUAGACUUCUAUGUAAUUUAAGUAAAUGUUUAUAUACCUAGUAUAUAGAAAAACAAUAUAUCUGCACAUAUGGUUUAGAUUGACACCCUCAUACAGUAUGGUAGUCGGUUCUACGUGCUUGUGCCCCUCUCUUUCCUAUUGGCUGGUAGGCUACACUAGUUUUGUUUCAUCGUUCACAUUUUAAAUGUCGAACUGUUAAGCAUUAAGUGAAUCAACUUUCGCACUUCUGCAUUUCCUCCAGAGCUUACUGAGGUUGAUGUAAAAGGUAUUUUGAUCUUCUGUGAAUUGUCGCUUGAAGUACUUGACUCGUGGAUUAAUAUGGGGAACAUUCCAACAGAUGUAAAUAUUGGAUGCCUACGGUUCUGUAUGCUCACAGCCAUACAUAUUCAUGAAUUGAAGGAGUUUGUCACGGGCCACGUCAUCAGUCCACAAACACUUUUUGUUUGUUUUAUUGUACAUGAAUAAACUCCAAUACUGAGAACUCCUAAAAUGCACCUUAUGUUUCCUAAACCUUUGCAAAAAUCCCAAAUUAUAUCACUUUUUAAAACUGGGAUUGAAAAUAUGUUUUUUGUUUUGAGUUGAAGCAACCUAACUGAACUGGACUAUGGAGCCAGUGCACUCUUAUGUGUAUAUCUGUAUUUUGUAUUGUGAUCUAUGUAAUUUACUCCUUGACAUUUUUUGUCAGUAGUCCCUGCUAUUCACUUAACUGUAUUAACUUGUCUUUAAAACCUAAGGUAUCAAAAGCACAAAUCAUUGUAUUGAAAGAAACAAAAAAAGGCAUAAAAGACAAACUUAAUGAAAAAAUAAAGGGUAACUUUGUGAUGUUCUGUGGAAAAACAAUAAUAUGUACAAUCUCGGGUUUGAGAAUGAAUUACAGCACAGGUUAAAAAAUACAGAUUGCUGUUUUCAAAUAAAUACAACUAUGGUAA